UUCGAUGUCAUCUCCUUUUACAUAAGGCCUAAAGUACAGGCAGCAAAAGCAUGGGCUUUCUCACUCUAUCGUCUCCGCUCUCUCUCAUACCAGAGUGCUAGCUCACCAAUAAUGGCCGCUCUCUCUCUUUUACCACUUCCUUCUCUCUCUUCUCUCUCUACAAAGAAACCCAUUCACAUUAGAAAACAUGGGUUCUCUAUGUUCUCGAAGAGACUCUCUUUAUCUCCUGUAACCGCAACUCCAGAUAAUGGAGCAGGUCUGGUGGGUUCUACUGUUGUGGAGGAGAAACAAGUAAAGGAAGAAAACCCACCUCCAAACUUGGAAGAGAAAAGAGAAGCCCAAAGUUUGAAUGGUGUGGCUACUGUUGCCCCUAAAUUUGGAGACCCAAGGUGGGUCAAGGGAUCGUGGGACCUGACACAGUUUGCAAAGGAUGAGAAGACAGAUUGGGAUACUGUCAUUGAUGCUGAGGUUAAAAGACGGAAAUGGCUUGAAGAUAAUCCAGAAUCUUCGAGCAAUGAUAACCCUGUGGUGUUUGACACCUCCAUCAUUCCUUGGUGGGCAUGGGUCAAAAGGUUUCACCUUCCAGAGGCUGAGCUACUUAAUGGCCGUGCUGCUAUGAUAGGGUUUUUCAUGGCUUACUUUGUGGAUAGCUUGACAGGCGUUGGCCUUGUGGAUCAGAUGGGCAAUUUCUUUUGCAAAACUCUUCUUUUCAUUGCAGUGCUUGGAGUUCUUUUCAUCCGAAAGAAUGAGGACAUCGAAACCCUAAAUAAACUUGUGAAGGAGUCGACAUUUUAUGAUAAGCAAUGGCAAGCGACAUGGCAAGAUGAACCAUCUGGUGAUUCAGAGAAAGACUAGUUGCCCCAUGAAUCCCUCCCUUUCUAUAUGACCCCUAUUACUUUACUUUCUUGUAUUUUAUCCAUAUUUCAUGUCUUUUAUGUAGAGGAGAGUUUUGCUUUUAUUUUCCUUUUCCUUUAGGAAUGGAGUUAUAUUGUUGUCUUUAAAGAGUUUAAAGCAUCUCAUCAUCUCAUGUUUCAAUUAGAAUAAUUUGUUUCCACCUCAGCGUUCAAUUCAGUGAAUCAUUUUGAUUGCUUCAUCA
Molecule: messenger RNA, 1096 nt
Organism: Amborella trichopoda
Lineage: Eukaryota; Viridiplantae; Streptophyta; Magnoliopsida; Amborellales; Amborellaceae
Product: light-harvesting complex-like protein 3 isotype 1, chloroplastic
Source: RefSeq, a predicted model, not a curated record